This is a messenger RNA of Pseudogymnoascus destructans, 1247 nucleotides long. RefSeq lists its product as uncharacterized. The transcript is spliced from 2 exons. Lineage: Eukaryota; Fungi; Ascomycota; Leotiomycetes; Thelebolales; Thelebolaceae. The coding region runs from base 158 to 829 and encodes 223 amino acids. The record is from RefSeq and is a predicted model, not a curated record.
CACCACCAACUUCCUUCCCAGUAUCCAAACAGGCUUCCUUUGACUUCGGUCGUCCAUUCUUUAAAAGAAUCAAUUCAGCUUCGUCUUUUCAACCCAACACUCCCUUUUUUAAAACCACCUAAACCGUCUUUUAUAAAAACUACUCUCCACCGGCAACAUGCAAUUCACCUUCGCCACCCUUGCCGUCAUGGCCACCGCCGUCCUGGCCACUGCCCCAGACUCCACUAUCUACCAGACUGAGGAGGUCACCAUCACCAGCUGUGCCCCUACCGUCACCGACUGCCCGGCCCACUCCACCGUCGUCUCCCUGACCUCCUACCCAGUCACCACCACCGCCGAGGAGAAGCCCCUCACCACCGCCGCCCCAUCCCCCACCGAGGAGGCCGAGGAGACCCUCACCAGCUUCACCACCAUCGUCAACACCAUCACCAGCUGCCACCCCACCGUGACCAACUGCCCCAUCGGCAAGGUGACCACCAUCACCGUCCCCCACUCCACCACCAAGGCCGCCGCCGCAACCACCCCCGUCGUCCCAGUCGUCCCCGUCACGACCGAGAAGCCCAUCGCCCCUAAGCCAACCGUCCCAGCUCCCCCGGUCACCAUCACCAUCAGCUCUUGCCCGGCUGUGGUCCCAACCUGGACUUCCGUCCACAUUGGCCCAACUGCCCCAGCCGUCGCCACCAUCUCCGGCUUCCCCAAGCCAAGCAACGGCACCAUCGUCACCCCACCAGUCGUCACCUCGCCUCCUAUCACUGGUGCCGCCUCGGCCGUCUCGGGCUCCAUCUUCGCCGUUGGCUUCGCCGCCAUCGUCGCUGUCUUCUUCGCUUAAGCGGUUUCACUUCGACGAUGACCAGAGGGAUAUAUUUCUUCAGUCCGCCGCCUCGCUGGCCGUCUUCGUUCUGAUACUACGGAGGGAGAAGGGUUGGAGAGGGCAUCGGCUACGACUUUCAACGCAUAUUGGGAUGGCUUUGGGAAAAUGAGAGGGGACUGUCCUUUUUUCAUGUAAUUCGGUAAUUCUGGCAGGAGUGGUUCGCACACACAUUGGUUUGUUUUGUUUAUUAUGGUUUUUAUUUUACGGAAUAAAUACAACCGGUUACUUCAAAGUUGCUCUUUUUAUUUCCAACGUUGUGUGCAAUAUAAACCGUGUGUGUGUGCGCUGCUCCUAGUGUUAGUUUUUGCUUCCCUUUUUCGUUUCGAUACUGGCGGGGUUGCGUGUGGACUGCAAAUAUAUACCUUUUCCCCCAUAU